Molecule: messenger RNA, 1323 nt
Organism: Closterium sp. Naga37s-1
Lineage: Eukaryota; Viridiplantae; Streptophyta; Zygnematophyceae; Desmidiales; Closteriaceae
Source: the annotation of a GenBank genome assembly
AUGUCCCUUCUUCUUGCAUAUCUCACACGUGGCGGCAUCAGGACACUCUCGCUUGCGAUGGCCCGGCUUUCCACAGCCAUCACAGUUCUUGCAAUCUCUGCGGAUGUGCCCUGGCUGGCCGCCCCUGUGGCAUAUCCUGGUGUCAGCUCUUGCCUCUCCUCGCUCCUCUGCCUUCCCCCUGUCCUCUGGUAUCAUCGCCGCCGCCCAAGUCGGCCUGCGGCUUCUCUCUAUCGGCCUCGGCAGAACCUGGCCGGCACCUCCACUCUUGGUGCUGCAGCGGCGCCCCCCCGUUCCUCUCCCCACGCUUCACUCGCCCCUCUUGACGAUCUCGCAUACAUCCCCCUUGCUUGGCUCGUUCCAGGCCUUCUCGAGCUUCUCAUGCCCGCUCAGCCCCGUACGCCAGGCUUCCGCUCCUGGCCCUACUCUCUUGCUGGUCUCCGCGCGCCUCGCCUUGUUGUCUCCACCGACUGUCCUCCCUUCCCGCCCGCUCCCACCGCCAAGCCGGCGAGUGGUGACUCCUCUCCCAAUCUCCUCGGCGUGUCUCGUACGGUUGACGCAUCGCCGGGGAUGGUGACCAUUCCUCCUUUCCCCUUCCUUGCUGCCGAUGGCCAGGCGGUGAGUGUCUCACCUCGUCCAGCCUUUCCUCUCGCCGGCGGCGUCGGUCUGGCGAAUGCGAGUCGCCGCUGGGCCUCUUUUCCCACCGCCUCUGUUGACGCGGCGAGCGUGAUUCUCCCCUCCGUCGCCCUUUCUGCUGCCACUGCGGCCCAGGUGAGCGAGAAUCCGGGCUUCGUCUUCCCCCAGGUGCCAGCUGUCGAUCGGCCGAGCGCACCUCGCUCUCCUGUCUUCCUCCCCGCGUCUGCACCCUGCCGCCAUGCCGCUCCGUUCUUGGCUGGGGUCCCCUGGGCGAGCGCGAGCCUCCAUUUCGCUGCCCCGCACGCCGUCGUUGGCCUUCUGGCGUCCGCGGGCGCUCAGCUUCUCCUCCUCCGCGCGAUCCCCGCAUCUGUGACGUGCGCGCCUCUUCCUCUCGAUUCUGGCGCUCCUGCUGCGGCGCGCCGCUUGAGCGGUGUCCUCCCAGGCGGUCGAGACUUUCCGCGUGGGUCUCUUCCGCGCGCCCCUCAUCCACUUCCUCUUCUGCUGCCUCAGCUGAGUCGGCGGCUCCGUUGGUCGGCGCGUACUCCUCCUCCUCGGUUUCGACUGGGACGUGAUGUUCCCCGCCCGCCUGUUCGUAAACGUGCUCCUGCUCGUCCCCCUCGUCCCUCGCUUUGUCCUCAUGCGUCUCCUCCCGCGUCCGGUCGGCCCGUGAAGCUUCCUCGGCUCUGCUGA